AUUGAUCCCUGAUGGAAUUGUCAUUGGUUAGAGGGAAGGCUGAGGGGUCCUGAAAGUUCAGCCCCUAACCUUUUAUCCUACCCCCCACUCAUACACUAGUGUGUGGAUGUGUCAGGGCACUGAGGAUGUAGUGACGCUGUAUUUCUGAAUUAUGCACACACCUCUUGUAAAGACUGGCUUUCCUGCAGCUUCUCUCAUCUCUGGUACCUUAUUAGACCUGGAUGCAUACCCUUCCUCUUGGUUUAUAAUAUAACCCAUCCAUUACUGUAUCUCUCCAACGCUGUAAGCCUCUCUCUUUGUGAACACCACCAGCUAUACAGAGGCUUAAUUAAUGCAUUCCAACAGACUUUAAUCAUGGAUCUUCAGCAUCCAAGCAGAACCAUGUGGUGAUUUAUAAAAGUCUCAUAAAAGGAGAGUCAGGAAAGGGUGUCUUUCUAACUUAUUAAGCAAUGUUCCAACUGCUGAUAACAUUCGGUGUGUGGCUCUUCCUGACUGGGACAGUUUGCAUAGACACUACAGGUUCUGAAGAUGCUGCUAAGACUCUACAUAUACACAGACACCAGCGGGACAUGGUGCGGUGCUCACUAGCUCAAUCAGUGGCUCUCCCUUGCCUCUUUCUCCUACAUCCCUCCCACCCACCACAACAACCAAAUGAUACCUCAGAGUCACCACGUAUUAAGUGGAGUCGACUACAGCCCGGAAUAGGGCAGAAAGAGGUGCCUGUCUUGGUAGCCCGGGAUAAUGUAGUAAAGGUGGCUCGUGGCUAUGAAGGAAGAGUGUCCCUGCCUGGAUAUCCACACAAUCGUUAUAAUGCCACCUUAGUCCUUUCCUCAGCUCGUGUCAGUGACUCUGGAGUUUAUCGCUGUGAAGUGAUAUAUGGCAUUGAUGAUGAACAAGAUACAGUGCCACUGGAAGUGACUGGUCUGGUCUUCCAUUACCGGGCAGCUAGUAACCGUUACGCUCUGACAUUCCCUGAGGCUGUGCGCUCUUGUCAGGAGAACUCUGGUGUCAUUGCAAGCCCCGAGCAGCUGCAGGCUGCGUUUGAGGAUGGCUUGGACAACUGUGAUGCAGGCUGGCUCUCAGAUCAUUCAGUGAGGUAUCCAAUCAAAACUCCUAGGCCUGGUUGCUAUGGAGACCGGAACAACCUCCCUGGUGUCAGGACCUAUGGAGAACGUGAUCUGCAGGAAACCUACGAUGUCUAUUGUUACACAGAGGGACCCCAGGGUGAUGUCUAUUAUGUUCCUGAGAAGAGCACCUUGUUAGAGGCCAGCAAUUCAUGUCUUCGAGAUGGAGGGAUGCUGGCUAAAGUGGGACAGCUUUACUCAGCCUGGAGAAAGGGCAUGGACCAAUGUGACCCAGGCUGGCUAGCAGACAAUAGUGUGCGCUAUCCUAUUAGAAACCCAAGGAGGAACUGUGGUGGCGAGGAGCCUGGAGUGAGAACUCUGUACCAGUAUCCAAACCGAACAGGAUUCCCCAAUCCUACUAGGAAGUUUGGGGCCUAUUGCUUUGAAGCUCUUCAAGCAACAGCCCCCACCCUACUGGGAAAUAAACAACAAGGACCAGCCUUCAUGCUGCAAGAAGACCGCAGGCUGAUAAAUCCAGAGCUUCAAAGUCAAGAGUCAGGGCAGACAAAAGAAUCGGAAUUUAAUAAUGUCUUGCCUUCUACUGACAGUUUAAUAUCUACAACAACACAUGGGUUUUUUCAAAUGGAAGGCAGUUAUCCACGAAUACUUGGAAGCUCAAAAGAAAUUGCAAAAGAGAUCAAUGUUUUGCCUCCAAAGCAGUUCCUUCAGCCUUCGUCCAAAGAAGAGCAGCUACAGACUGUUACCAGAGAACCAAUGGAAGGUGAUCGCUUACUUUCUUUAAGGCCAGAAGCAUUAACUUUCUGGGGAACACAAGAGACGGAAACAAAAACUCAAGAAACAGGAGAGACAAAAUCAUUUAGUGAUCCCUUGAGGGAUAAAUCUAGACAGCCUUCUGCUUCCAGGGUCAGAGAGGAAGACUGGUCCUUAAAUGUAGUGGACAGAGAGUUAAAAUCAAGGGAACACACAUGGAGGGAUUUUCUUGAGCAACCAGUGGCAGAUUCAAAAGAAGAGCUUCCAGGUAUUGACUAUUCUGUGGAUGAGCAAGCCUUAGUAAAUGAACCCAGGCCUUUUCCUGAGGAUGACAGAAACUCUUUGCAUUUAACAUGGAAUUUAGGUGACAAGGAUUCAUUGUUCAAAGAAACAGACACUUUUAAUGAAGCUGCAACAUCAGCCAUACCUGAAACAUCUGAACCUUCAAUAUAUCUUUCUAAAAUGUCUUUACAAAAUAAUAUAACAUCACACCAAUCCAGUCUAUUUAAGGAGCCCGACCAAAGCAGUAAAAUAAGGCUUCCCGGAGAUACAGGCUCAAGUAACCAGAAUAUCCGCGGGCUACAGGAAAAAGAAGAAAAUAUGAAUUAUAAAGAGGAAAAAGGUGAUACACAGAUCCAUUCUGUCUAUGAUAAAAUGCAGAAGAACAAUGUUGAUCUUACUACAGAGGCAUUUCAAAGAUCGGCUCUUCAUACAUCGGAGUCACAAUCUGUUUUUAAUGAAGCUGAUGGCACCACAGGCAAAAAGACAAGGCUGAAUGAACAGCGAGAAGACAAGGAAAUGAACAGCCGGACAUUAUUUGCAACUCAUUCAGAUGCUAAUGAUGAUAAUAAUGAGCCUGGACAGCAAGAAUUUACUGUAAUAUACAGCAAAUAUCCACCAACUACAAUGGACCCAAUGGGCAACGGACAGCUGGAAAUCUACUACAGGGCAAUGCUUGGGGAAAAUCACAUGUCUUCUGUUGACGUUCAAGAUCUUCCACAGGCUGUCACUGUUCCAGGGGUGGAUGGUAAUUCUUUUCAAAGUACUACAAGUUCCAGACUGAAAAAUACUUGGAGAAACCCAGAAAACAUGAGCAAGAACUCUUUUGUUGAUGAAAAGGCACAAAAUGGUGGUUAUGGUGGAACUGAGAAAAUGAUUGUUAAUAAUACAUCCAAAACUGAGAUUCUGCCAACAACAGAAAAUAUUGAGAGUUUUUCUGGAGAUUCAAAGGAAAAAGAUGAGAAUAGCCUGCUUAACCAAUCAUUACCCAAACCUUCUGUUGUAACCCAGAUCUCUGAUGACUUUUAUUUCCCAACUGUAGACCAUCCCAAUAUUGAAGCAAAAUCCAUUAUAAGGGACAGAGCAAUUAAGCCACAUGAGAAUGGGGAGCAAUAUCCUAGUUUCCAAGAAAGACAAGGCAAAGAAAGGACCUUCUCUGCUAAGCUGGCAUCCACUUUCAAAAAAAUAAUGGCUCAAUUAGAAACAAAGGAGGUUAUCUCUAAGGAGCUUAAUGUCUCAGAUGCAAGUAUUACUGACAGUGCCUUUAGGAAACAGGAACCUGGCAUGCUAAACACAGUGCAUCCGCCUGAUAAUGACAGCUAUCCCCCAGAGGAAAAAGUGAAAACAGCAGAAAUGACAACUCAGUAUUUGAUCAACAUGAAUAGUAUACAGAACACUGAGUCAGAAGGAUGGAGAAUAGAUAAAGCCUUGUCAAAGCCAUCAUUUCCAUUCACUACAGACAUGACAAUGAACUCAGAUAACCUACAGAAACUUACACCCACUACAGAGAGAGUGGAACUUAUUAUGGCCACUGUAAACCCUAGAAACGAGAAAGCUGUUGCUUAUAAUUUGCUUGAUCAUCAAACUUCUGUCAGUGCUUUACAGCUCAGCCCAGACAGGGGCCAGAAUAAUUCAGAAUUUACAAAUCAGACAAAACCAAUCUCGACACAAGAUUCCAAUAAUACAGUUGCAGCUGAUGAGUAUAUACAAGAGUUAGUAGACAAGACACAUAGCUUGAGUACAGCUGCAGAGAACACCAUUAAGCUUGCACAGACAACUAGUGACUCAUUUCCUAGAGUAAUUACUGAGAGAAACAACUUGGAGGAAGAUGCUUUUGGAACACCAAUUUCUCCUACUAUUGUUUGGUCAAAUACAACACCAUUAGAAUCUGCUGGGUGGUCAUCGAUACUAAAUAAUAAAUACAGUAAGCAAACCUCCCCUACAGCUGUACCUUCUGUAGAUGAAACAGACCACCAUGGGCAUGUUUCCUUGUCACCAUCUCAGAAAGAGGACUAUUCCACCUUAGACUCACUAUUAGGGUACCUAGGAAACACAGAAGCACCUGAAAUAGAAGAGGCAUCAUUUCAUGAAAAAGACUUGGGAAGUGGAUUAGAUGAAGAUAGUUCCCUAUGGAUGAUUGAAGAUCACACAAGCACACAAGGUGAACCUCAACCUUGCUCACAUAACCCUUGCUUGCACAUGGGAACCUGCCAGUCCAAUGGCAGCACAUAUAGCUGUAUCUGUCACAAAGGCUAUUCUGGGGAAAACUGUGAAAUUGAUAUUGAUGAAUGUCUGUCCAACCCCUGCCAGAAUGGAGGCACCUGCAUUGAUGAAAUCAACUCUUUCUUGUGUUUGUGUCUGUCAAGCUAUGGAGGAAGCACAUGUGGGAAAGAUACAGAGGGUUGCGACCAUAACUGGCACAAGUUCCAGGGCUCCUGCUAUCAAUAUUUUCCCAAGCGGAGGCCUUGGGAGGAGGCGGAGAGAGACUGUCGCCGCCGGGCCGGACACCUCACUAGCAUUCAUUCACCCGAGGAGCAAACCUUCAUCAACAGUUUUGGUCAUGAAAAUACAUGGAUUGGAUUGAAUGACAGGACAGUGGAGCAGGAUUUCCAAUGGACAGACAAUACUGCUUUGCAAUAUGAGAACUGGAAGAAUCAGCAGCCUGAUAAUUUCUUUUCUGGUGGAGAAGACUGCGUGGUUAUGGUUUCACACGAGGAGGGAAAGUGGAAUGAUGUACCUUGUAACUACAACUUACCUUAUAUCUGCAAGAAAGGGACUGUCCUCUGUAAUUCCCCUCCUGAGGUAAAAAAUGCUCAUCUUAUUGGCAAAAGGAGAGAGAAAUACAGCAUUCACUCUACUGUGAGAUAUCAGUGCCAGGACGGCUUCAUCCAAAGGCACAUCCCUACAAUCAGAUGUCAUCGCAAUGGGAGGUGGGACCGACCAAGGAUCCAGUGUGUGAAGCCCAGAAGACAUCAUAGGGCACGGAGGCACCAUCAUCAACAUGGACAUCACCUACACAAGCAACAUCAUCACCACAAACACAAUCACCACCAUAAUCAUCAUCACCAUCACCAACACAAAUCCCACCGAGAAAGGAGGAAAGAAGAUCGUCACCAACACGGAAAUAAGAAGGACAUUUAUUAUUAUUGACCUUCCCUUGUUCCUGAAUAACUACAUUCCACCUACUACUGACAAACCCAGUAAUUCUGAAGAUACAUUCUAUGCUGGGUACAAUGCUCAGUGCUUUCCAAGCAGAAGGUGUAUUAAUAUUCACAUCUAUUAAAUGUAAGGUUUUCAAUGCUUAAACGUCUGGGUUGUAAAUCAGCACCACAAUUAUGAUGGGGAAACAAAACCAUCAAUCUCCCAAAUAGAUUUGGUGUUGCCUUUAUGUGUAGUCUUGCUCCUGGUAGAAAAAAAUCUCUUUCCAAAAGACUUCUGGGAAAAAUGUAAAACUGGGCCAUUAAUUGGUAAAUAGUUUUGUAAAAUGUGGGCUGCCAAAAAAAUAAAAACAGUGCCCCUAUGUGGACUUGUCAGUAGCAAAUAUUUCAUUUGGGCUUUUUAUGUAAAAAAAUAAGAAAUUAAACCAGUACAUUCUCAGCAUAAACAUGUACUUCUGGGAAUCACAGAACACUUGGCCAUUUUAGGCAGUCAGUUUGUGUUUGUAAAGUAUAAAACAAAAAGUUGUCAGUUCAAAAACAAUCUUGAACCAGCACAGUUGUCGUCAGUGAUUUAAAUGAUCAGUAAUAGUACAAGGUUAUCGAUUGAUUCACAUUUCAAUAAAUAUGGGAAUGGUAUUCCUAAUCUAUGGAAUGCUUUGUAAUAGGUUGUAAUCCUGUAGAGUAUGCUCAUGCUAUUGAAAAAUGACAGCAGUCAGUGUAACACAGCACUAGUGCAUAAUGUGGGGGUAUAUAUAGUUUAGUAUGACCCACCCAUUCUGAUAUUGGCCUCAGCAAAUCAACAUUAAAAAGAUCUCUUCCUUUUGCUACUUGAUUUAUGGAUGGGUCUUUCUAUUACACAGGAGAAUUUGCUGCUGAAAGUAAAAAAAAAAAUUUGCACAUAUCACACAAAAAAAGUUGUGUGUGCAAAAUUGUCUCUAAAUGGGCCCAUAAAAAGUCCAUAGAAGGGUUGCCUAUGAGCAAUGUACUGUAGUAUGUUCAUACUCAACAUCAUUGUAUUACUGCAGCUCCCAUGCUGUAUUUAUGACAAUGUAAGUAAGGUUUAUAAAGGGAAUGUAAUGGUGGGAGGGGACACGCAUCUCUAGUUUUGCUAUUAUUUGGUAAAAUAUGUAGUGUUGUUUUGUGGUAGGAAUUUUAAUGCCCUGUCCCUUGCUUAUCCCUAGUAUAAUAAUUUAUUUAAGUUGUGUGAGCGUGUGUUUGCUUCACUACAAGUGAUCUCAGUGUAAGGGUAAGAAAGAAUGCGAGAACGCAUCAACUUAAUCCAGUGCCGCUGGUAAUUGCAUCGGAACUUGUUAGUACUUUUAGAAAUACUUGGCCAAUUAAAUCAAAGAGGCUACUGCUUUGCAAAUAUAUUUGAUCAUUCAACACUAAUACAAGUGAAAAGCAGUAGCACUGCUCUUUUUUGGUGUGAAAGCUAUUUUCUCAGUGUCACAAUAAGUUUACCCCAAGCACUCAUUCUACAUCUUUCAGCGAUCAGAUGCUGUAUAUCUGCAAAAUAUAUACAAAACAGACCCUUAAUCUUUUAUUGUCCUUGUAACGCUUCCCCUUAAUUCUAUGUGUAUAGUCAUCUACUUCUGUUUUCUACUGCUCCUUCCACUGCUACAAAAUGUACAGUAUUUGUAUAAUUACUUGGGCAAAGUUCACAUUCUCCUAGGAUAUAAUACUUUAUGUUCUUUGUUACACUAAAGGCAACACACAAGAAAUUUUCAGGUUAUUCCCUAUUUAUGUUUUCAAAGUGUCUGUUAAAAGCUUCUAAUGUGAUAAAGUUUGCAGUAGUGUCUUGCAAUAGUAAUAGUGUGCGUUUAUGUUAGUUGUUCUAUAGGAAAUUCCAUUUAAUGGAACUGUAGAUCAUAGGUUGUCCAGGAAUAUUGCUUCUGGCAUGGGAUUCUAAAGUUAAGUUCAAAGUAAUUGCACUUAGGUCUAAAUUAUAUUAUUAUUAUAAGGGAUGGAAUUAUUUUAAGUACAGGCUGAAACUAAUAUAAUUAUCUUUAAUUGGCACGUGUGAAUUUCUACAUUAACUGAUACAUACAUACCAUAUUUCUAAUUAUGUGAAAAGUAAUUUAUGUUAGCAUAACCGUCUUAAAUCUCACAUGAAAAUGUAAAUCGUGACUAUGCUAGAAAAAAUAGAUAUAUAUUAGUUAUCAGUAAUGUUUUGUUUCUUUUGUUCCAAACUGCCAGUAAACUAUGAUAUCAACGUA
This is a messenger RNA of Xenopus tropicalis (tropical clawed frog), 7488 nucleotides long. RefSeq names its product neurocan (gene ncan). Gene Ontology annotation, molecular function: carbohydrate binding; calcium ion binding; hyaluronic acid binding. The transcript is spliced from 16 exons. The record is from RefSeq and is a predicted model, not a curated record. Gene Ontology annotation, biological process: cell adhesion. Gene Ontology annotation, cellular component: extracellular region. NCBI's taxonomy places the organism in Eukaryota, Metazoa, Chordata, Amphibia, Anura, Pipidae. The coding region runs from base 450 to 5264 and encodes 1604 amino acids.